Coregonus sp. 'balchen' is the source of this 7269-nucleotide messenger RNA. The record is from the annotation of a GenBank genome assembly. Lineage: Eukaryota; Metazoa; Chordata; Actinopteri; Salmoniformes; Salmonidae.
GAGCUGGAGAGAGAUGCAGGAGGGUCGGUAGCGUACGAAAACAAAAUAGUAAACAGAGAAUAAGGUCGGUGGCUAGAUAAAUGUGUUUGACUUGAUCAGUUUUGCAUGUUACUUUUGUACAGCAUGUGUUCUCUGCAUUGAUAACUGACCUCUUGUGUCGUAAGCUUUGUUACCGUGACAGUAAUGUACAAGAACUGAAGGAGGAGUGGUAUUUUUGGCUGGUUUGCGGUGACGCAUAGCUAGAUCGUGCUAGCCAGAACGUUACUUCCCAGCAGUAGAGUAGACUUUGUCGGCCCAUCAAAUUAAGGCAUAACACAAUGUGCUGGCUUCAAUUAGGCUUGCAUUUGGGAUUAUUCGCUAUCGGGAACUAUGUAGAGAUUGAUGUCGAUUUAAUCUAAGUACAAGAAGGCUGACUCUGAACUGUACUGUAAACAAUAUGGCAACUGUGUAGGAGUCAGGCCUAGCCAGGGAUAGGCCGUGGUCACUGGUCAUAGACUGGAGGUCUGAGUGGUAUUUCAACUAGUACCGGGUGGUUAUCUGCAGUUCAGCCGUGCUGGGUCUCUUUCGACCGGCCAAAGCAGUGUCACGCAUUGCCCCAUCGCUACAAAUAGCUAGGUUAAAACGUCAAUCAGCAGUAGAAACAAUAAGAACGCAAAUUCCCGGACCCUGUUUCGGUAAAAAUCUGAGGGAUAGGGCUGGAGAAAUGUAACCACUCUCAAAUUCAUAGACAGAGCUAUGGAUGCAAGGACUAACCAUAAUAAUAUUUUUAACCAUGUUUUGAGGCUAUAUUGUGUUUGUUUACAUUUACUUUGUUUACAAACAUUGGAGUAAAACAAGCUUAUAUUUUGGGUUUUGAUGGGGUAUGACAGUUGAACUAAGCUUGAGGCAUUUAUAAGUUAUAUUCUUCAAGAAUCAAUUGGUACUUAUCAUGAAUUUAGCAACUUCUGAUUGCCCCUUUAAUUGUUGUGUAAUUUUUGUAUUUUUUUGUAUUUUAUUAGGAUCCCCAUUAGCUGUUACAAUAGGGGUCCUAAUCUAGGAGGCGGAAAGGGCAGAGAGAGGGAUAGCCGAGAAUCUAGUUCAGUAGGACAAGAUAGGGCUUUCAGUAGUGAGCAAAUGUCAGACCGGCUUGACAGGACUAUAUAUAGUCUGUCAGGCAAAUUGCUGACCCCUGUAGGUGUGCAAGGCUCUUUUAUGGAGCAACAAAGCCUGGCAGGCAACUAGCCGUGGCUGACCCCUGUAGAGCACUGGUUCUCAAACCUCUCCUCGGGACCUUCAGCCAUUCCAUGUAUUUGUUCUAUUCCAGAGCUAGCACGCCUGAUUUAACUUGUCAACUAAUCAUCAAGCCCUUGUAUAGGUGAAUCAGGUCAGCUAGUUUAGAGCUACAACUAAAUUGUGAAAUGUUUGGAGUGAAGUUUGAGAACCACUGCUGUAGAGGUGCAAGGCUCUUUUAUGGAGCAACACAGCCUGGCAACCUAGUGCCAGUCUGUCACACUAGUCAGAUACAGUAGUGGAAUGCAGUGUUCCAUUGUUCCAGUGCAACCUCCCUCAAAGCAUACUAAAGCCUCUGCCAAGAGGCUCAGACCUCUAUGGCACAGGAGGUUGCCUUGUAGCAAAGUCACUGGUUCCAGCUCCCUUAUUCACCACACAAUCAAAAUUGGGUUGAAAGAUAAAAGUGCUUGACUUGAUCCGUUAUAUUAUAUGCAUGUCACUUUUGUUUGUAUCGAUCUGUAAUGGUACCUUUGUCGAGAGCUCUAAUACUACGAGGCAGUAAUUUAUGUACAGUGAAUGAAUUAGAGGAGUGUACACAAUCAAAAUGACAUAAUCAGCCGUGGCUGUGUUGACUGAAUGAUACAGACAAUACAGGCUGCAUUUUUUCCCGUAGGUGUGUGUGUGUUGGUGGAACUCUGAGAGUGUGUGCGCCCAGAGCGCGCCACCAUGCCUGUGACAUCACAGCUUUUCCGAGGCUUCCCUCGAGCGAGGCUCUGGGGUUCCUCCCUGUUCCCAUGCCAACGCCAGCCCCCCUGCUGCCCCUCCUCGUCGCAGCCUAACCCCACAUGGCCGUCAACCAUGCCCAUGCGUGGCUAUAGGAGGACCCCUGACCUCCACAGCUACAAUCUCACCCCCCCACAGGUCAACUCAAUCCUCAAGGCCAACGAGUACAGCUUCAAGGUAGGGGCGGACGAUACACACGAGUACAGCUUCACGAUUACGCUGAGACCAUAAGAAUAUGAGUGUGUGCUUUGGUUCUAGGUUCCAGAGUUUGAUGGUAAGAACGUGUCGUCGGUAAUGGGGUUCGACAGUAACCAGCUGCCUGCCAACGCACCCAUCGAGGACCGGCGCAGCGCUGCCACCUGUCUGCAGACGCGGGGGAUGCUGCUGGGAGUGUUCGACGGCCAUGCAGGCUGCGCCUGUGCACAGGUAGAGUUUCUGCUGUCAUUGUGUAUAAUCACCAAGCUAGUUUUCAUGUGCAGUUAAAACAUCUACCUCUCUCUUUUUCUCAGGCGUUGAGUGAGAGGUUGUUCUACUACAUAGCCAUGUCGUUGAUGCCCCAUGAGACCCUGUGUGAGCUGGAGUCGGCAGUAGAGGCAGGCAGACCCCUGAGCCCCAUCCUGCAGUGGCACAAACAUCCCAACGACUACUUCACCAGGGAGGCACAGACUAUGUACUUCAACAGCCUCAGAACCUACUGGCAGGAACUCAUAGACCUCAGCAGGUACACACACACACACACACACUCGCAGCAAGUCAUAGACCUCAACAGGCAUGGGGUAAUGAGGAUGCAUCAGUAAUGUUAUUAAACAUGGGUCAUUAUUCAGUGUUGGAGUUGAUUGUAUGUGAUUGUGUUCCCAGUCCAGGGGAGAGCCUAGGGCCCAGAGAGGCAUUGCUGAGUGCCUUUAAGAGACUGGACAGUGACCUGUCUCUGGAGGCUCAGGUGGGAGACCCUGUUCUAUCCCCUUGACUUCUAUCCUCCAUCCAUCGAUGUCUCUGUGUUACCAUAGUAUCCAGCCCUGGGUAUAAAUGUGUAGUGCUGAUCCCUGUUUUGUGUUGUCCAGGUGGGAGACGCCAAUUCCUUCCUCCACUACUGGGUUCUGAGAGUGGCCUUCUCUGGAGCGACUGCCUGUGUAGCUCACAUUGAUGGAUCCGACCUGUACGUACUCUAGUCCACACCCAUGGAUCUCUCUCUGUUGGCUCUCAUAUGAACUACCUGAUCUCGAUCUGUCUGCUCCAUCUAGCUCUGACUGUCUGAAUGUGGCUGUGUAGGUAUGUAGCGAACACGGGCGACGGCCGGGCGGUGCUAGGGGUCCAGGAGAAGGAUGGCUCGUUCAGCGCUCACACGCUCUCCAACGACCACAACGCCCAGAAUGAGAAUGAGGUGGCCCGCAUCCAGGGGGAGCACCCCCCCGCUGAGAAGAAGACUGUCAUACGACAGGUCAGUACCGUUGCACAUCCAGAGAGAACGGUGGCACAGCAGGUCAAUUAAACAUAACGUUUAAAAAAAACAUAUAUCCCCUAUCUCUUUCUCUCCCUCUGUCAGGACCGGUUGUUAGGCCUGCUGAUGCCGUUCCGUGCGUUUGGAGAUGUGAAGUUCAAGUGGAGCAUUGACUUGCAGCGAGGUGUGUUGGAGUCAGGACCAGACCAGCUCCAUGACAAUGAACACACCAAGUUCAUCCCCCCCAACUACCACACCCCUCCCUACCUCACGGCCGAGCCUGAGAUCACACACCACCGCCUCCGACCUCAGGACCGCUUCCUGGUGAGAGACAAAGCAUUGGUCAAUUGAUUGAUUGACCAAUUCAUGAUUUCAUUAAUUCAUUGGUUGAUAAGGCUUUGUUGUCUUUUCUUUAACAGAAACUUGCAUUGUGUUCCAUUUAAAACGUACAGUGGCUUGCGAAAGUAUUCACCCCCCCUUGGCAUUUUUCCUAUUUUGUUGCCUUACAACCUGGAAUUAAAAUUGAUUUUUUGGGGGUUUGUAUCAUUUGAUUUACACAACAUGCCUACCACUUUGAAGAUGCAAAAUAAUUUUUUUGGUGAAACCAAGAAGAAAUAAGACAAAAAACUGAACUUGAGCGUGCAUAACUAUUCACUAGUCAAUACUUUGUAGAGCCACCUUUUGCAGCAAUUACAGCUGCAAGUCUCUUGGGGUAUGUCUCUAUAAGCUUGGCACAUCUAGCCACUGGGAUUUUUGUCCAUUCUUCAAGGCAAAACUGCUCCAGCUCCUUCAAGUUGGAUGGGUUCUGCUGGUGUACAGCAAUCUUUAAGUCAUACCACAGAUUCUCAGUUGGAUUGAGGUCUGGGCUUUGACUAGGCCAUUCCAAGACAUUUAAACGUUUCCCCUUAAACCACUCGGUGUUGCUUUAGCAUAAUGCUUAGGGUCAUUGUCCUGCUGGAAGGUGCACCUCCAUCCCAGUCUCAAAUCUCUGGAAGAUUGAAACAGGUUUCCCUCAAGAAUUUCCCUGUAUUUAGCGCCAUCCAUCGUUCCUUCAAUUCUGACCAGUUUCCCAGUCUCUGCCGAUGGAAAAACAUCCCCACAGCAUGAUGCUGCCACCACCAUGCUUCACUGUGGGGAUGGUGUUCUUGGGGUGAUGAGAGGUGUUGGGUUUGCGCCAGACAUAGCGUUUUCCUUGAUGGCCAAAAAGCUCAAUUUUAGUCUCAUCUGACCAGAGUACCUUCUUCCAUAUGUUUGGGGAGUCUCCCACAUGGCUUUUGGCGAACACCAAACGUGUUUGCUUAUUUUCUUCUUUAAGCAAUGGCUUUUUUCUGGCCACUCUUCUGUAAAGCCCAGCUCUGAGGAGUGUACGGCUUGAAGUGGUCCUAUGGACAGAUACUCCAAUCUCCGCUGUGGAGCUUUGCAGCUCCUUCAGGGUUAUCUUUGGUCUCUUUGUUGCCUCUCUGAUUAAUGCCCUCCUUGCCUGGUCUGUGAGUUUUGGUGGGCAGCGCUCUCUUGGCAGGUUUGCUGUGGUACCAUAUUCUUUCCAUUUUUUAAAUAAUGGAUUUAAUGGUGCUCCGUGGGAUGUUCAAAGUUUCUGAUAUUAUUUUAUAACCCAACCCUGAUCUGUACUUCUCCACAACUUUGUCCCUGACCUAUUUGAGGAGCUCCUUGGUCUUCAUGGUGCCGCUUGCUUGGUGGUGCCCCUUGCUUAGUGGUGCCCCUUGCUUAGUGGUGUUGCAGACUCUGGGGCCUUUCAGAACAGGUGUCUAUAUACUGAGAUCAUGUGACAGAUCAUGUGACACUUAGGUUGCACACAGGGGGACUUUAUUUAACUAAUUAUGUGACUUCUGAAGGUGAUUGGUUGCACCAGAUCUUAUUUGGGGGCUUCAUAGCAAAGGGGGUGAAUACAUAUGCACGCACCACUUUUCCGUUAUUUAUUUUUUAGAAUUUUUUGAAACAAGUAAUUUUUUUCAUUUCACUAUUUUGUGUAUUUAGUCAUUUGUAUGUCCAUUACAUGAAAUCCCAAUAAAAAUCAAUUUAAAUUACAGGUUGUAAUGCUACAAAAUAGGAAAAACGCCAAGGGGGAUGAAUACUUUUGCAAGGCACUGUACCUAUAUCUGAAGUUAUAUAGUUAUAUAGAAGUUUCCUUUUAUUAACUAGAGAUCUUUGUCUCUCCUCCCGCAGGUGCUGGGUACAGACGGGCUGUGGGAGACGCUCCACCGACAGGAGGUGGUCCGGAUCGUAGGGGAGUAUCUAACGGGGGUCCACCAGCGUCAGCCCCUCACCGUGGGCGGCUACCAUGUCACCCUGGGACAGAUGCAGGGGCUGCUGGCUGAGAGGAAGGCCCGCGCCUCCUUGGCAUUCCAGGACCAGAAUGCUGCCACCCACCUGAUUCGCCACGCGGUGGGCAACAAUGAGUUUGGAGCAGUGGACCAUGAGACUCUGUCCAAGAUGUUGUCUCUGCCUGAGGAACUGGCCCGCAUGUACCGCGACGACAUCACCAUCAUCAUCACACAGUUCAACCCCCACGUGGUUGGACACCAGCGCCAAGGGGGGGAGUCCUGAGCCAGCUCAGCCUAUCAGAGGGGAAUGCGGACAUGAACAGGAAGUUUACUUUUUAGGAGGAAAAACACUGAUGUGAGGACUGGGUCUUGCUACAGACACACGGUUAAGACCUAAUCUUUAUUUUACCAAACACACACAAAACAUACUGUUGAUGGACUAACCUUGCAGAGGGAGGACUGCCUACCUGUGGACUCCUUAUUUUAGGAUUGUUAUUGAAGAAGAAGUGUGUGUAUGUGCACAUGUGAGCACACAGUCCUGGUCAUGUGGAUUGUUGAAAUGCUUGCUGAAACUGAUCACAAGUUGGCUCUUUUCUGAGUUUUGUGGCCUUGUGUGUGUAUGAAGCCUUUAAAUGAUAUUUGAUCAAGCUCUCUGCAGCAUUCUGCUUCUCUGCACUGAAAAUGUCACAGUCUCUGCCCAUAGGAAACUUUCAUUUGUGCCAAAAGAGUUUGCUGUGUUAUAACUAUGUUGUCUGAGCAUUGCGCUAAUGAUGCAGUGGCAGCCUUUGUGUUUGUUCAAUCUGGCCUGUCUACUCCUCUACAAACAUCCCUCCCUCUCCCAUAUCACAGAUUCUGUGCUGUGCAGUUGCAGCAUCUGUCCUGCUCUAGAGCUGCAACUGGCCUCCAUCCUGGCACUACCACAUGGCUCUGCUGUUACAUAGUAGGGCUCUCUGUCUGUCUCUGUUCUGUCAUUGGAUGGAUCAGUGUCCUUUUAUACUUGUUACAGACGGACAGCCAAGAGCACCCAGGCACACUUCUUGUUGUCUUAUAUUUUGAAUAAUGAUUUCAAACAUUGACUGUUUUGUCAACCUUCGAGAGGAAUAGCUGCCUGUGUCUAUAUAAAGCAGAUUUUAGCAGAUUUUAUUGCUCUGCUUUAUUGAGAAGGAGACAGACGGCGUCACUAAGAUAGGAACCAUUUUCCUAGAACAGUCACCAACCCAGGUCCUGGACAGCUAUGUAGUGUGCAGGCUUUAGUUCCAGCACUAACACAUCUAUCACAACUACUCAUCCAAAGGAAUCAGGUGUGUUAUGCGCUGAGUGUGUCUGAGAGAUUCUACAGCAGACUGAGGGAGGGGUGGUAUUCUGUAGAGAGGAGGGGUGUGUGUUCAGAUGCUUGUUUUUUAGGGUUGCGAGGUAUACAUGUUUCAAAGGAAUAUAGUGGUUAAACCACUCUUUCUCACUCUCUUUUGUGUUUUUUGACUGUUAUACGCUCAUACAGGGGAUAUGGUAUACUAAUGUGAUCAUGGUUUGGUGUAUACAUUUACAUUUUAGUCAUUU